AAGAAGUAGAAGGUAAGUCUCUGAGCAGAGUUUCAUGUUCCCUCCAAAACAAGCAAAACGGACCAAUCAUCAUGAUUAUCUGUGCGGAAUCAAAUCACCAGAGGAUCUCGUUCGCGGGUGAUCUCGGCCAAUCAGAUAAAGCACCUCCUAUGGAAAAACAACCAUCAGGCCCUGUUCGAAGAGACACAACACUUUUAGAUUCAUCAAACCCUGAUUUCGAGUUCCACAUUUCCAGAAACUUCGACCCCGGAGAUUCCUCACCAGCUGAUGAGAUCUUCGCCGACGGGAUGAUCCUACCGAUCCUUCCUUUCCAAGUAACUACUGCAUCCUCCAUGCCAAAACGUCUCUACAAGUACGAGCUCCCUCCUAUCGUCUCCGCUCCUUCCUUAUCUUCCUCCUCUCUUACUCCUCAGCCAUUGCCGUUACCCCAAAACUCGAGAAAAUACAGCAGCGUCAAGGAAACUAACGGUCGUGGGAGCGGAGCGAAUUCGGACUCGGAGGCAGAGAAAUCAUCAAAGUCGUUUUGGAGCUUCAAGAGAAGCUCGAGCCUUAACUGCGAUAUAAAGAAGAGUCUGAUCUGUUCAUUUCCUCGUUUGACAAGAAGCAAUUCAACAGGAUCAGUGAUGAAUUCUAAGAGGGCAAUGCUAAGGGACAUUAACAAGCAUAGCUCGCAGAGACAUGGAGUUCCACGUCCAGGGGCAGAUCACUCAUCUCAUUUGUCUUCUUCUUCUUCAUCUCCUUCCUCUGUCUGCUGCAGCUCGUAUCAGUUCAGGCCACAAAAGCACGCCGGAAAGAAUGGCGGCAGAGAAAAAGCAGGAGGAGGAAGCUUUCGGAUUACUCCCGUGAUCGGUGGUCCAUCUCCGUUUGGUUUAGGAUCGAUCUUACGACUUUCGAAAGAGAAGAAGACGAAGAACAAGUAAUAAGACUUCUUUUUUUUGUUUUAAACCCAAAGUAGGAACCUUUUUUACGAACUCAUUGUUUUAUUUUUGUUUUGGGUAAAGCAUGAGAUUCUGCAACAAUAUCCAUGUAGAUACAUUUUAUUAUCUGUAUCAGUGAUAAUGAUGCUGAUCAGUGAUA
Eutrema salsugineum is the source of this 1077-nucleotide messenger RNA. RefSeq lists its product as uncharacterized. The record is from RefSeq and is a predicted model, not a curated record. The transcript is spliced from 3 exons. The coding region runs from base 72 to 920 and encodes 282 amino acids. Lineage: Eukaryota; Viridiplantae; Streptophyta; Magnoliopsida; Brassicales; Brassicaceae.